Temnothorax curvispinosus is the source of this 2748-nucleotide messenger RNA. RefSeq names its product transient receptor potential channel pyrexia-like. Gene Ontology annotation, molecular function: monoatomic ion channel activity; protein binding. The transcript has 9 exons. Gene Ontology annotation, biological process: monoatomic ion transport; transmembrane transport. The record is from RefSeq and is a predicted model, not a curated record. Gene Ontology annotation, cellular component: membrane. The coding region runs from base 54 to 2525 and encodes 823 amino acids. Lineage: Eukaryota; Metazoa; Arthropoda; Insecta; Hymenoptera; Formicidae.
GAUGUUCUCGUUAAUUACGCGCAUUGUGCGUCAGUUUCUUAUGAGCAUUAGAGAUGCUUGGACUCGUAGACCGAUCAAUUUAUAUCGUUGACGCAAGAAAAAACGGAAAAAUCGUAAUGCAUGAAUGCGAUCCGGAUCAUAUCGCGCUUAUAUUAGCGAUCGAGAAUGGAGAGUUCGACGAGGCGAGUAAAAUUUUGGCGCGUGAUAGCAAAAAUAGAUAUGUGCGUCCGGUGGGUGCUCUUCAAGUGACAGCCGUGCACAUGGCUGCGUGGCAGGGGAAUAUUGAUCUGUUGAAUCAACUCUACAAAAAAGGCGCCGACAUAAACAGUAUGGAUAAAAUUGGUAGAUGCGCCCUUUAUUAUGCGGCACACAACGGUAAUACUGACGUGACAAAGUGGCUUCUUCAACACGGAGGGCACAUCGACGUUAAAGUCGGUAUCUAUUCGUGUACCAAGAACAUCCCAUAUUCUUCGCUGACAAAAUGCUUACUCGUAGGAAGAAAAUUGCCGUUACCCGUGUGCUGGGGAAGAACGCCGUUGCACCAGGCAGUAAAAAAUAAUCACGCAGACGUCGUGCGCGUUUUGGUGGAAGGCGGUGCGGAUGUGAACGUUAAAGACGAGUGCCUGGUUACUCCGUUGCUCUUGGCAGGAAGCGCGGUGAAUCGCGAUGAUCUCAAUGAGAUGACUAAGUUUGUCGAGAUCGUUAGGAUUCUGGUCGCCGCGAAGGUGUUCGUGAACAUUAUUCAUCCGGACACGGGUACCACUGCUUUGCACCAUGCAGCGAUGCUAGGUAGUGCCGAAGCGACGAAGAUAUUAUUGUCAAAUGGUGCAUGGCCAAUGUAUAAAUGCAAGAGCUCCGGAAGCACGCCUCUACAUAUCGUCGCGAGUACAGGGAGUAUCGAGACACUAAUGGUUCUACUUGAAGUAAUGCAACGUCAUAACAUUGAUACGCGCGAUCAGAUCAAUCGUACGGCUCUUCAUAGAGCGUCUUAUCAGGGACAUCGCGAGUGCGUACGAGUUUUAAUCAAUCAUGGAGCUAAUUUAGCCGCCGUGACGAAGACUGGUGUCACCGUCGUUGAUGCUAUAUUCGCUCAUAUUUCGCGACCAUUGGCCUUUUUAACAGAUAUCUUGGAUUCUUGCGUACGAACGGCCAAUAAUACUCCUUCGGAGAAAUACGAGAAUAUUACCGUUGACUUCGGUAUACUGGCUCCAAAGCACCAGAUGCAAAUGGCAGUAGUUACGGCCGUUAUAGCCGUAGUUUCGGAUAUAAGGCAACUGGCAAUAUUACAGCAUCCACUUGUGGAGACGUUUCUCAGACUAAAGUGGGCGAGAUUAAGGAUACUUUUCUUUAUUCUUAUACUUGUACACUUGUUCUUCGUCAUUUCACUCUCGGUCUACGCUAUAAUGUUUACACAUCAUGACGCUGACCACGUGGUGACUCGAAGAAUCCUAGCGACCUGUUCCUGUUUUCUUUUGUUUCACAAUAUGAUUCAAGUUAUAUUAGAACCCAAGCAUUAUUUGCGACAACUCGAGACGUGGUUAUCACUGAUAUGCGCCAUGCUAUCCUUGGUGACAUCGAUAGCGGGCGAAUUUGUUAAGUGUUCGAAGGAAGAAAUUGAGACUCGGCAUUGCGUGCACUGGGUGCUACAUUCCAUCAGCAUCGCAAUCUUGUUGAGUUGGAUGCAAAUGAUGUUAUUAAUUGGUCGAGUUCCAAUGUGGGGAUAUUACGCGCUCAUGUUUUCCACGGUGUUGAAGAACUUUCUAAAGGUUCUCCUGGCGUUUGGCUACCUGAUUGUCGGAUUCGCGUUGAGUUUUGUAGUUUUGUUUCACGGAAACGAUCAAUUUGAUGAUUUCUGGAAGACUAUCGUAAGGACUAUGGUAAUGAUGAUGGGCGAGUACGAGUACGAGGACCUGUUCAAAGAGAACAAGUCAAACAGCACCGAGAAUGACAACGGUACUUUUUUACCAGUUACAAGCAGAAUUGUGUUCUUCGUCUUCAUUAUGCUCGCCAGUAUCGUUUUGAUUAAUCUCAUGAUCGGUUUGGCGGUCAACGAUAUUCAAGGUCUCGAGAAGGAGGGCCACAUACGUCGACUACUAAAACAAGCAGAAUUUGUCGCACAUUUAGAGAGGGUGACGUCACACAGAAUCUUUCGCAGCAAUUGGCUACAUCCUCGCUUAAGAAUGCUGUUGCACUCGAGACGCGAUAUUCCCACAAAAAUUACGUUGGUCUCUCGUGAAAAUUAUUUUCAUCAUAUGAGUCAUUUUACGGAAUCGCCUCCUAAGAUUCCCGCCGAUUUAAUAGAAGCUUUAUUUUUGUUAGCCACCAAGACAUCCUUCAAGAACGAUAAUUUGGCGGACAAAAACAUAGAAAUAUGCGAUAUGAAGAUGACUUCUAUACUGUCCAAUUUGGAAGAACAAAUCCGGGAAUUGAAAAUACAUUGUUAUCGUAAUUUGACGAAUCGAAGAUCGUCGAAACGACGCAGGUUCAAAAGAAAACCUGCCCCAAAAAAACUUGUAAACACUUAGUAUAUUGCAUGUAUGUGACGUACAUUGCAAUUAAUUUUCAAUGUGCUAGACGUUAGCCCGACAGCAACAUUUAUUAUAAUCAUUAAAUAAAGCGCCAUAGAUAAUGUCCUUCUGCCUCAUUGGUAUUGCAUAAUAUUUAUAAAUAAUAUAAAACAAAUGUUUUCUACAGAAUAAAAAAAGUAAAGCGAAAUGCAUCUCAUUGUCAGUACAUACACAGUUGCAC